Selaginella moellendorffii is the source of this 4011-nucleotide messenger RNA. Its product is annotated as SAC3 family protein B. The transcript has 9 exons. Bases 1 to 3918 code for a protein of 1305 amino acids. Gene Ontology annotation, cellular component: transcription export complex 2; nucleus; cytoplasm. Gene Ontology annotation, biological process: mRNA export from nucleus. The record is from RefSeq and is a predicted model, not a curated record. NCBI's taxonomy places the organism in Eukaryota, Viridiplantae, Streptophyta, Lycopodiopsida, Selaginellales, Selaginellaceae.
AUGGAGGAGAAUGCCACGCCGAUCGCGGCCUACACGAAUUUUGGAGCGGACACGGCCGGUCCUCUCACUCCGCCCACGCUUCCAUUCGGUUUCGGUAAGGCGGCAUUCAGGGCUCCAGCGCCAGCAGCGGCGACAGCGGUGGUGGCAUCAUCGCCAUUCUCUCCCGAUCCGCCGUCCAACAGAAGGGGCGAGGCGCUCUCUCCAGAGGCAUUCUCUCUCGACCUGCCGGCUAGAAGAGGAGCGCCUCUUCCUCCUCAUGGAUCUACCAUCCAGAAGCCGCCGGUGCCUAGACCAAGCUCCUCCAGCUUCUCUGGACCCAGCGAGCCAAUUCCUGGCCUUUGUCCUGAUAUGUGCCCAGAGAGUGAGAGAUCCGAAAGAGAACGGAUAGGAGAUCUCGAUCGCUACGAGCGUGUAGGCGGGGAUAGAAACCAGACCUCUAUCAGUCUUGCUGUGAAAAAGUACACGAGGACUCCGGACAAGGAUCCAAUGCUGAUACGCUCCUUGCCUGUGUUGCGAGCAACCAUGGACUAUCUUCUCGGCCUUUUGGAGCAGUCUUAUACUCAGGAGCUCUUGGGCUUGUAUAACUUUCUUUGGGACCGUAUGCGAGCUGUGAGGGUGGAUCUAAGGAUGCAGCAUAUUUUCAACCACGAGGCCAUUGUGAUGCACGAGCAGAUGAUUCGGCUGCAUAUACUGGCCAUGCACGAGUUGUGCGAGUUUCCCAAGGGGGAAGGCUUCGUGGAGGGUUUUGACGCUCAUCUUAACAUCGAGCAGAUGAACAAGGCGUUUAGCGAGCUCUUCCAAAUGUACGAUGAUCAUCGAAGGAAAGGGGAGCCUCUUAUGACUGAGCCCGAAUUCCGGGGGUAUUAUGCGCUUCUCAAACUCGACCAGCAUCCUGGUUUUGCCGUAGAACCAUUUGAUCUCUCCGUUCAUUUGUCCUCAAUGAGUCCUGCUAUGAGAAAUUCCUCUGAUGUUAUUUUUGCCCGCAAAGUUGCGAGGAUGUACAAGCUUCCUAAUUACAUCGGUUUUUUCAAGCUUGCUGCAAAGGCCACUUAUUUACAAGCCUGCCUCAUGCAUGCUCAGUUUUCAAAGGUUCGCAGCCAGGCGCUGGCCGCUCUUUACAGCGGGUUGAGGGUGUCUCAAGGCAUCCCGUUAUCUCAACUUAAGCAAUGGUUAGGCAUGGAGAGGCAUGAGGUUGGCGAUCUCUUAUCUUAUCAUGGAUUUUCUAUCAAACUGUUUGAAGAGCCUUACGUGGUAAAGGAGUCCGAGUUCCUGAAUAAAGACCAGGACUACGGGCUUCAUAGAUCCCGGUUGGUGGAAUCCAAAAGAUCCCCAAGAAUUAUUGACGACGUUGUCUCCCAGAACAGAGAAGCUCCUCGGUUCACUGCUCAGAGUCCGGAACUACAAACGGAUAUGACGGAGUACGUUUCAUUCAACGCUGUGCAAGAAGCUCCAGCGGAAAUAGUGGAAGAAGAAAUGCCUGACUAUGACGACGGAGAGACGCCAGUUUUUAUCGCAAAGGCCCCGACGGUAGUCGAGACUCCGGUUGCUCCAUCUUACAUCUUUCCGACGGGAUCGUUUGAUUGGUUACGGCCGCUUAAUCUAAGCCAGCCAGUCGAGAAACUCAUAGAUGUGGGUGCUCCGCUGCCAAGUAUGCAAGACAGCAUGCUAGCUGAGAAAACGUCCACAGGUAAAAGAACUCGUUCAGACGAUUAUGAGGAGCAGGACCACUCUCCAAAAAGACAGGAGAUUACUAGUCCUGGAGAGGUUUCGCUGGCUGAAGCUGAGGAAUUAGAAAGGAAAGAAGAAGAAGGUCGACUGGAAGAAGCUCGGCAAGAAGAAGAGAGGAUGAAGUUCGAGGAAGCAAGUACAGGACGUGCACGGCUCUGGUUCCGGAGGUGGAAGCGUAAGACCGAUGCUAUCAUGGAAGCUGUCAGAUUGCGAAAACUACGAGCCCGAGCGGCUCUGUCAUCAAUGAUCCUUGGCUUGCCGAUCCAACACGGACGAAAGUACGUUUCUCGACUUACAAAGCAAGGACUCGCCAAAGAAGACUUGGACCGUUUGAAAACGCAACGAGUCUCGCUUCUCAACAGCAUGUGGAAGUUCUUGGACGUGUCGGAAAUAGUUUCUCCGGUUCUCAGAGCUAAGAAUCCACGGGCGAAAACUAUUUACUGGAAACUGGUUUUCUGCAUGGGAGACAAUUCGUCCAAGGGACGAGGCAGUGAGCUUCCGGCGCACUGGCUGAGGUCAAAGCUAAUCGGAAAUCUGGAAGGGGACACAGUAACAUGCUACAUCUCGAGCAACGUCGAAAACAAAGUAGCUUGCCACUGCAUCACCAAAGAGAUUGGUCUCGACAGAAGCUUCCAUCCAAGUAUCAACGGGGCAAGCGCUCUCUUGUUCUUGGUUGACGAAGGCUCGCCUCUAAGCAGGAUGCGCAGCAAGCUACAUUCGCUGGUGGAAUCUCUUCCGACCGGGACGUCUGUGCCGCUGUUGGUAUUUUCAAGUGGCUUUGGAUCAGACGAGGGCGAUCUCAACAGAAGGCCGCCACCAGAAGAAGAGUUAGCACUGCUGCUUCAGCUACACAGAUUGGACGGCGACAAGAUCAGUAGCUGGAUAGUUUUAUCGAUCACUGGGAAAAGUGAACACGGGUUCUACUGCAGUGAGACUCUAGCCAGGGGUAUUGAGUGGCUCGCGACUUUAGCGCCGGCUCAGCCAGAGCUUCAUGCUGUGGAUCUCCGUGACUUGGUGGCAGAAAAGCUCUACUCUACGUUAAACUCGUCACGGGAAGAAACCAAAGCCGAGCCCGGAGACUACGUAGCAGUCUUCAACAAAGCGCUCCACGAUGCUACAGCGGAGGUGACAAACGCUGCCAGUACGAGUCCCAGUUACUGGCCUCCUCCCGACCUUGCGACCUUGUCGGAAGCUUGGUAUAAGGAUCAGGACACUCCUCCCGCAGGCUGGAACAGCUUUGGGAGUUUGCAGCCAAUUUUCUACGCGCUGGAGCUCUGCCGACUGCCUCCCUUUCCUCACCUUGACGAACGAACCCCGUUUGCUCUAGCUCUCUCACGGUUGUCGGCGGAGGCAAUCCUCGACUGCGUGAGAGCUCAAUACAAGUCUCUACUGGCUCCGCUGGAAGUGUACCUGAGCAAGCUCGGCUACGAAGAACCGGAGGCUAACCGUGUCGCAGCCAGCGUUUUGGAUGGAGCAGUGAGCCUUGAGUGGUCGGAAGGUGGCUGCCGGAUCCUGGCGAACUGGCGUCGGGUGUUCCGGAGCAUUUUCUGGACGAAGCUGAUGCGUCUCAACAGCGAGCCUCCCCCGACGGUUUAUCUCUUGCGCGAGAUGUCCUUUCACAGAGACGAGGUAGGGGACUACGAAAAGAGUCUUGCGUGUGCGUCUCGGCUCCAAGGUGGCGACGUCCCCGAGUCGAUCCAGGAAAAGGUUGUGAGUUUUGUGGAGAGAUACAACCAGCAGUACACCAAGGAGACCGAGACUGCCCGUGAUACUGCAACUUCAAAGCCAGAGGACGUUAUGCUCAGGCACGAGCUCGAGUGCCUGAGAAGCGGAGAUGAGCUCGAGCUUUUGAGUCUACUCCCAAAGGCCAGGGACGAAGAAGAGGCAGUGCUACCUCAGACGGAGCCAGAGGGACGACUGGACGAGCUAGUGGCAAGGCUGGACAGAAGGCUGGAUGAAAACACUCAGGCAGCAGCGACUGGACUGGAAGAAAUUCCUCGGCCGUGGACAGAGGACACGAAGCUGCUCGUGCUCACACCAGAGGGGAUCGGCUUGGAAGUUUUGGAAGUGACGAGCCCGAGGUCUUCAAGCUCGGACAGCUACAAGAGGUUUAACGAGCUCUUGAGUAGCUGCCACAGCGCCCAGACACUCGUCUCUGGGAAGCUUACAAGCUACUUUGGCGUUUUUUGACAUAACUACUUGACAAAUAUUUGCAACUUUGUAAAUGUAUUCAUUUCUUUUCAAGGAAACCACAGAGUGCGUGUAGAUUGUCUCGUUUUGCCA